AUGCGCCUUCCUGUGCUGAUUGUGAUCUACCUUGUGGGACUUUGCUGCGCGUCGAAAGCAACCAAAGAUCCUGUAAAAGAACAGCAAAGCGGCCUGAGCAAUGAGCCCUCAAGCAACAACAAAACGGACGGGUUCCGGCGAAAGGUCAUCGUGAAUCAAGUGAUCCACAACAUCCCGGUCAGGGUAGUAGUGAAUGGCAUCCGACCCACGGUGCUUGUACGCAAGGUAGUCAGAAGAACCAGAACACCGACGCCAACAACGCGAAGGCUUAUCAAGCGUCGGAGGAGAAGGAAGACAACACCGAGGACAACCACCACCACCAAGCGAGCAACAACUUUUAGCACGAAGAAGGCAACUCCGACAAGCAAACUUACAACACGGACAACUGUCAAACUAACGACGCGACCAACGAGCACGACUACGACGAAAACAACAACACGACCAACCACGACGCGAUCUUCAACACAACGUACGACAACAUCAACAACCGAAUCGACAACGCAAAGACGAUCAACGACGGUGAUGACUUCUAGUGCUACGGACUACUAUGAUGGACUUGAAGAUACAACAACAGCAUCCGCAUCAACACGCACGACAACAUCGACAACUGGAUCAACAACACAAAGACUAUCAACAACGGUGGACAACUUGGAUGGAUUAGAAGAUGCAACCACUACCGAACUGACAACAACAACAACAACAAACCCAACAUCAACUUCUACUACUAGUUCCGUUGCAACUCCCGCAGCUCUAGUUGUCCAGGUGCCAACAACACAAUCAACCGCAGAUCAAACAAGCACAACGACUGUCGUGUACGACUACGGGCAGGACUUCUCCGACCUAGAAGGUUACACCGACCUGCUAGAAGAAUCAAGCACAACAGUUCAACAGUCCCCAACAACAACACCUCAACCGACAACCACAGCUCAGGUAGAUGUUGCGACAACGGACAGCGACGCCAAUGGCAAGCGGGCAUCACCCAUGGAAUCGACGACGACGGAGGCCAACUACCUUGCAGACUACGGACUGGGGGCACCGAUCUUCGGCGGCGAAUCAUACGAUGCGUGGUGGCUGGACGGCAAUCCGGCGGAUGCGGGUGAAGGUUCAGAUGCGGGAAUUUACCAGGGAGGACCACUAACACCUUCAGAAGAAGUCUUUGGGGAUGGAGGAGGACCGAACGAGGUCAAGAAACAAGAAACGGACUAUGGGGGGCCUCCAAAAAUUAAACCUGCUGAUGACUGGGAUGAGGGACACAAGGCUCCGCAGAACAAGGAACAUGCUAACGAUGGUGGUUCUGAGAAGAAAGAGAAAGACAAAAAUGUUAGUAGCGGAGAAAGUGGAGAAGACAAGUCUUCAGAAAAGGAUUCAAAAGACAAAAAAGACAAGGACGUAAGGGACAAAGACAAACAAGACGAAGAUAAAAAUGGCAAGGAAGACAAAGGCAAAGAUAAAAACAAAGGCGACAAAAAGCCAAAGAAUAAGGAAAAGAUAGUAAAGGUUACGGAGAUAACAAAGGUAAAGACGGUUACAAAAAUCAAGGGCAAAAAGAAGAGUGAAAAUCGCAAAGUCUAAAGUUAACAAAUGAGACAAAAACGAAUCAAAAUCAUUUUAAAUAAUUGUGUUAAAUCCCUCAAACAACUUGUUUCGAUACCUGUGGCAAGCUCAAAAUUGUAUUCCUUCUUCAAGAGUUUGAAAGAGCAUUAAAUUUUGAAGCAAAUUAACCUAAUCUUCACAAAAUAAAAAUAACUGGAAG
This is a messenger RNA of Culex pipiens pallens (northern house mosquito), 1753 nucleotides long. Its product is annotated as mucin-5AC-like. The coding region runs from base 1 to 1572 and encodes 523 amino acids. NCBI's taxonomy places the organism in Eukaryota, Metazoa, Arthropoda, Insecta, Diptera, Culicidae. The transcript has 2 exons. The record is from RefSeq and is a predicted model, not a curated record.